Messenger RNA from Dacryopinax primogenitus, 414 nucleotides. RefSeq lists its product as uncharacterized. The record is from RefSeq and is a predicted model, not a curated record. Lineage: Eukaryota; Fungi; Basidiomycota; Dacrymycetes; Dacrymycetales; Dacrymycetaceae. The transcript has a single exon. The annotation marks the transcript as partial.
AUGCCCGGAACGCGCACUGCACUACUCUCCGAGAUCACCGCUUGGAUCCAAGCCCCUUCCUCAGAAUCAUGCAAAAUCUACUGGCUGACCGGACUCGCUGGCAUCGGUAAGACCGCCCUAGCCAACUCGGUUGCAAUCAUCGCUGCUGAGAAAGGAUGGCUUGUGUCGUCUUUCUUCUUCAACCGGAUGUCGGACGAGAGGAACAAACCGGCCAGAUUCGUCACCACCCUAGCGCGAGAUCUGGCCGGCAGAAACACGGGCAUCGCGGACGCCAUCGCCGUAAGGCUCAACUACGACGUCGGCUUGCGAACAACGCCUGAUAUUGACAGACAGUUUCAGGAGCUCGUGAUCGAACCAUGCAAAAAUUGGAACAGAUUAGAACCAGCUGUAUUCGUGGUCGAUGCUCUCGAUGAA